Molecule: messenger RNA, 3154 nt
Organism: Odocoileus virginianus texanus
Lineage: Eukaryota; Metazoa; Chordata; Mammalia; Artiodactyla; Cervidae
Gene: HCLS1
Product: hematopoietic cell-specific Lyn substrate 1
Biological process (GO): regulation of actin filament polymerization
Cellular component (GO): cortical actin cytoskeleton; plasma membrane; site of polarized growth
Molecular function (GO): actin filament binding
Source: RefSeq, a predicted model, not a curated record
UCAAACUUCAGGAAGCAGUUGUGAGGACAGAGUGGCAGGAAAUGACAGAAAACCUGAAUACGGAACUGAAAUAGCAGCUCAGAGUUUCUUGCUCUGAAGUGGCAGCAGCUAGAAAGGAGUCGAGUGUCUUCGUGAGGAGCUGAGAGAGCAAACGCAGAGUUGAAGAUGUGGAAGUCUGUAGUAGGACAUGAUGUAUCUGUUUCCGUGGAGACCCAGGGUGAUGACUGGGACACAGACCCUGACUUUGUGAAUGACAUCUCCGAGAAGGAACAACGGUGGGGAGCCAAGACCAUCGAGGGCUCUGGACGCACAGAGCAUAUCAACAUCCACCUGCUGAGGAACAAAGUAUCAGAGGAGCAUGAUAUUCUCAAGAAGAAAGAGAUGGAGUCAGGGCCCAAAGCAUCUCAUGGCUAUGGAGGUCGGUUUGGAGUGGAAAAAGACCGAAUGGACAAGAGUGCCGUGGGCCAUGAGUAUGUUGCUGAGGUGGAGAAGCACUCUUCUCAGACUGAUGCUGCCAGAGGCUUUGGGGGCAAAUAUGGAGUUGAGAAGGACAGGGCAGACAAGUCAGCGGUUGGUUUUGAUUACAAAGGAGAAGUGGAGAAACACACAUCUCAGAAAGAUUACUCUCGUGGCUUUGGUGGCCGUUAUGGCAUAGAGAAGGAUAAACGGGACAAGGCAGCUCUCGGAUAUGACUACAAGGGAGAGACAGAGAAACAUGAAUCCCAGAGAGAUUAUGCCAAGGGCUUUGGUGGGCAGUAUGGCAUCCAAAAGGACCGUGUGGAUAAGAGUGCUGUUGGCUUCAAUGAAAUGGAGGCCCCAACCACAGCUUACAAGAAGACGACACCCAUAGAGGCUGCUUCUAGUGGGGCCCGUGGGCUGAAGGCAAAAUUUGAGUCCAUGGCAGAGGAGAAGAGGAAGCGGGAGGAAGAGGAGAAGGCACAACAGAUGGCCAGACAGCAACAGGAGAGAAAGGCCUUGGUAAAGAUGAGCCACGAGGCUCAACACCCAGUGGCCACUAGGGAAGAGCCAGUGGUGCCAGCCCCAUUGCCUAAGAAAAUCUCCUCAGAGGCCUGGCCUCCGGCAGGGAGUUGUCCAUCAUCAGAGCCUGAGCCUGUGAGAACCAGUAGGGAACAACCGGUACCUGCCCUGCCCCCAAGGCAGGAUCCCCCAGAGGACAAUGAGGAGGCCCCAGCUCUGCCCCCCAGGACUCCAGAAGUCUUCCAGCUGCAGGAAGAGCCAGUGUAUGAAGCAGCACCUGAGCCCGAGCCUGAGCCUGAACCUGAGCCUGAGAAUGACUAUGAGGAUAUUGAGGAGAUAGACAGACAUGAGCAGGAUGAGGAAGCAGAGGCGGACUAUGAGGAUGUGCUUGAGCCUGAGGAUCCCUCUUUUUCCUCCACUUUGGCUGGAUCAUCAGGCCACCCAGCUGGGGCUGGAGCUGGGAUCUCAGCUGUAGCCCUGUAUGAUUACCAAGGAGAGGGAAGUGAUGAGAUUUCCUUUGACCCAGAUGAUGUCAUCACUGACAUUGAGAUGGUGGACGAGGGAUGGUGGCGGGGACGUUGCCAUGGCCACUUUGGACUCUUCCCUGCAAAUUAUGUCAAGCUCCUCCAGUAACUGUUCCUGUCUUCUUUCUGCACUGUAACUUCGCAUGUCCCCAGUGGCUCUGCCUCCAGAUGCUCUCCAUUUCUGCUGCAAGUGUCUGACAGAAUGUCAUGAGUUGCCUGAAGUUCUAGACAGACUUCCCUCUCCCUCUCCAUUAGGGUAGGGAGCAGCGGCAGCACGAAGAAGGGGGUCUCCUUCCCCUUGAGGUCUUCUUUAUCCUGGAUACCCAGGAUGAUCUCAGGGAUGUUUGUCUUGUGGUCCCGCUCCCUUCCUCAUGAGUGCCCCCUCUAACCCAUACCCCUAACUCUAGUUUCCUUUGCGAGUGCUGAGCUUCCUGGUCCAUCUGCAUGGCAAGGUAUGUCUAUAUUUCCUAGUUUUCCUAGGUGUGUUGUUUUCUCAGUUUCCUUCUCUGCAGAGAUAUCUCUGACUCUUCUCUCUGAUCAGUCCUAAAUUGGAAAUAAAGUGGGACCAUGGCUAACCUCUAUUCUGAGGUAAAUAGUACUUUUACACGGCCCUCAAUGACCCUAACUCUCAUUACAGGUAGAGGGAAUUUUCCUUCCCUCUUUCGCAUAUUCAGAAAAAUCCUUCCAACCACUGCCCAUCACUCUGUACCCUGGUGUCAAGGGCCAUGCCUUUUCCUUAGACUAUACUGAUAUCCAGUCCAAAAACAGAUGGGCCUGGAGAAUGGCAGUUAGGUUGGGAAACAGGCCAGGAAGGGUCUACAUUAAGCAGUUCAAAUUCUACUGGCUUCUGCAGUUGUGAGAGGUCAGCCACCUUCCACCUGGGAGUAAUGACUAUAUUUCUUUAGUGCACGAUGAUGCCUGAGGCAGAAGCAGAAAUUAGGGGAAAGGAAGGAGGAAAAGAUUUGGCCAAGAACAAGAACAAAAGAUUAAAACUAAAAAGGAACAAUUGGACUUCCCUGGUAGCUCAGCUGGUAAAUAAACUAUUGCAAUGCAGGAGAUCCCGGUUUGAUUCCUGGGUCAGGAAGAUCCCCUGCAGAAGGGAUAGGCUACCCACUCCAGUAUUCUUGGACUUCCCUGGUGGGUCAGACGGUAAAGAAUCUGCCUGCACUGUGGAGGCCUAGGUUCGAUCCUUGGGCUGGGAAGAUCCCUUGGAGGAGGGCAUGGCAACCCAUUCCAGUAUUCUUGCCUAGAGAAUCCCCAUGGACAGAAGAGCCUGGCAGGCUACAGUCCUUGGGGUUGCAAAGAGUCAGACAUGACUGAGCAACUAGGCGCAAAAGGAAACAAUGAGAUGAUAAAAGGGUUUGGAGUCAAAGAUAGUGGCCUCUACUAAAGAAAGUCUAGGCUUCCCUGUAGCUGGAUGAAUGAAUUCAGUGACUGUGUAAGAAGAUAGACUGAGUUUCUCUGUGGUACAUGAAGUUUCUCUGUGGUACAGGGCUGAGGCUGAUAGAAGAAGUGAGGACCUUUGGACAGCCAGUGAUAAGCAAAAAACAAGUCAUCAAGCAAAGUAUGGGGAUGAGAUCAGGAUGCAGUGAGUUUAUCUAACCUCAAGCCAUUGGGAUUGGCAAGAUCCAGAAUAGGAGCCCCUAGGCAAA